GGGCAUCGAGGGCGCAUGCGCGAGGGCAACUCCCGCGACUCAUCUCCGCAGAGCUGAGGCGGGAGCAAGCGAGUGGCCUAGCUGGGCGCGCUUCCGGGGCUCGCGACCACUUCCCCGCUUCCCGUCCGCUCUUCCCGCAUCAUUUGUCUCGGUGGGUUGAUUCAAGACAAACCGUCCGACCCAGGACCCUGUGCGCUUGUCGCAGGGGCAGCAUUCGCCCCCGCGUUUGCUUGGAGGGACGCUGGAGGAGGUGACGCAGCUAGGGACUCGAGGUCCGCCGUGGGAAUGAUCCACGAACUGCUCUUGGCUCUGAGCGGGUACCCAGGGUCCAUUUUCACCUGGAACAAACGGAGUGGCCUCCAGGUGUCGCAGGACUUCCCAUUUCUCCACCCCAGUGAAACCAGCGUCCUGAAUCGACUCUGCCGACUCGGCACAGACUAUAUUCGCUUCACGGAGUUCAUUGAACAGUACACGGGCCAUGUGCAGCAACAGGAUCACCAUCCAUCUCAGCAGGGCCAAGGUGGGUUAUAUGGAAUCUACCUGAGGGCCUUCUGCACAGGGUUGGAUUCGGUUUUGCAGCCCUAUCGCCAAGCACUGCUUGAUUUAGAACAAGAGUUCCUGGCUGACCCUCAUCUCUCCAUAUCACAUGUCAAUUACUCCUUAGAUCAGUUCCAGCUCCUUUUUCCCUCUGUGAUGGUUGUAGUAGAACAAAUUAAAAGUCAAAAGAUUCAUGGUUGUCAAAUCCUGGAAACAGUCUACAAACACAGCUGUGGCGGUUUGCCUCCUGUUCGAAGUGCACUGGAAAAAAUCCUGGCCGUUUGUCAUGGAGUCAUGUAUAAACAGCUCUCAGCCUGGAUGCUGCAUGGACUCCUUUUGGACCAGCAUGAAGAGUUCUUUAUCAAACAGGGUCCAUCUUCUGGUAAUGUCAGUGCCCAGCCAGAAGAGGAUGAGGAGGAUCUGGGCAUUGGGGGACUGACAGGAAAACAACUGAGAGAACUCCAGGACUUGCGCCUGAUUGAGGAAGAGAACAUGCUGGCACCAUCUCUAAAGCAGUUUUCCCUACGGGUGGAGAUUUUGCCAUCCUACAUUCCAGUGAGGGUUGCGGAAAAAAUCCUAUUUGUUGGAGAAUCUGUCCAGAUGUUUGAGAAUCAAAAUGUGAACCUAACUAGAAAAGGGUCCAUUUUGAAGAAACAGGAGGACACUUUUGCUGCAGAGCUGCAUCGUCUCAAGCAGCAGCCGCUCUUCAGCUUGGUGGAUUUUGAGCAGGUGGUGGAUCGUAUUCGUAGCACUGUGGCUGAGCAUCUCUGGAAGUUGAUGGUAGAAGAGUCAGAUUUACUGGGUCAGCUGAAGAUCAUUAAAGACUUUUACCUUCUGGGACGUGGAGAACUGUUUCAGGCCUUCAUUGACACAGCUCAACACAUGUUAAAAACACCACCCACUGCAGUAACUGAGCAUGAUGUGAACGUAGCCUUUCAACAGUCGGCACACAAGGUGUUGCUAGAUGAUGACAACCUUCUCCCUCUGUUGCACUUGACAAUUGAGUAUCAUGGAAAGGAGCACAAAGAUGCUACUCAGGCAAGAGAAGGGCCUUCUCGAGAAACUUCUCCCCGGGAAGCCCCUGCAUCUGGCUGGGCAGCCCUAGGUCUUUCCUACAAAGUACAGUGGCCACUGCACAUUCUCUUCACCCCAGCUGUCCUGGAAAAGUACAAUGUUGUUUUCAAGUACCUACUGAGUGUGCGCCGGGUGCAAGCCGAGCUACAGCACUGCUGGGCCCUACAGAUGCAGCGCAAGCACCUCAAGUCCAACCAGACUGAUGCGGUCAAGUGGCGCCUAAGAAAUCACAUGGCGUUCUUGGUGGAUAAUCUUCAGUACUAUCUCCAGGUAGAUGUGCUGGAGUCUCAGUUCUCACAGCUGCUUCAUCAAAUCAAUUCUACCCGAGACUUUGAAAGCAUCCGGUUGGCUCACGACCACUUCCUGAGCAAUUUGCUGGCUCAGUCCUUUAUCUUGUUGAAACCUGUGUUUCACUGCCUGAAUGAAAUCCUGGAUCUCUGUCACAGUUUUUGCUCGCUGGUCAGUCAGAACCUGGGCCCCCUGGAUGAGCGUGGAGCCGCUCAGCUGAGCAUUCUUGUGAAGGGCUUUAGCCGCCAGUCUUCACUCCUAUUCAAGAUUCUCUCCAGUGUUCGGAAUCAUCAGAUCAACUCGGAUCUGGCUCAACUACUGUUACGACUGGAUUAUAACAAAUACUACACCCAGGCUGGUGGAACUCUGGGCAGUUUCGGGAUGUGAGAAUUUCUGACUCAUAAAGUGAAAUAAGCCAAUCCCACCACAUUCCCAAGUCUGUAAGAGAAGAUUCAAAACAAAUAUCCCAUUCUCCAGCCACGUGCCAAAUGUCUGCAGCCUAGUGACAGGGCGCUACCUUUUCUCCUAGAAGCAAUUACUGAAUAUCCAGGGGUACAAAUCCUUCCUGUCAUUCUCACGUGGAAGGAUUGUCUGUCCCACUUUGGGAAGGUUCUUAACUCACCCAUCAGGGUGAAUGUGUGGCAUCAGCUAUUCCUGUGCUGACCAUGCAUGGGCUCUGAUCCUUUACAUCGAGAACACCUGUUGGAUAUGCUCACGUAUUCAACAUUUACUGAGCACCUGCUGUGUGCCCAGGUACUGUUCAAGUUGUGUGGAAGAUACAGCAAUAAACAAUAUAGAUCAGAAAGUUAAAUAUUUUGUGUUCAUAUGUGAAAAAGGAAUUAUGUUUAUAAAUAGGCCAGCUGCUGGAUGUUAGCACUGAGUGAGAAAGGAACAGGUAAAAGAUAGGCUUUCCUUCUCUCUACACCAAGUAAUCUAUACCUACACAGAUUAUCUUUUCUCCCUCAGAAAUUUAAGAUUUCUGAAGA
Messenger RNA from Propithecus coquereli (Coquerel's sifaka), 2885 nucleotides. RefSeq names its product tubulin, gamma complex associated protein 4 (gene TUBGCP4). Gene Ontology annotation, cellular component: gamma-tubulin complex; centrosome; equatorial microtubule organizing center. Bases 286 to 2286 code for a protein of 666 amino acids. Gene Ontology annotation, molecular function: gamma-tubulin binding; microtubule minus-end binding. NCBI's taxonomy places the organism in Eukaryota, Metazoa, Chordata, Mammalia, Primates, Indriidae. The transcript is spliced from 18 exons. Gene Ontology annotation, biological process: meiotic cell cycle; spindle assembly; microtubule nucleation. The record is from RefSeq and is a predicted model, not a curated record.